This is a messenger RNA of Camellia sinensis, 789 nucleotides long. The record is from RefSeq and is a predicted model, not a curated record. Lineage: Eukaryota; Viridiplantae; Streptophyta; Magnoliopsida; Ericales; Theaceae.
AUGGCAAGAUGGUUCUUGGCUCUAGCAGAAUAUGAUAUCACUUGUGUUACUCCCAAGGCUAUUAAGAGCCAAGCAGUUGCAGACUUACUGGCCCAGUUCCCAUCUGGUGAACAUGAACCUGCAGAGAUGCCUCUACCAGGUGAGGUCCAUGUCUCAGCAGCUGCAAUUGAGACUUAUUGGGACUUAAAGUUUGAUGGAGCUUCCGGAGUUGGGAAAUGUGGAGCUAGCGUAACACUAACCAGUCAAGAAGGAGAGAAGUUUCAUCUAUUACAUAAGCUUGACUUUGAGUGUUCAAACAACAAGGUAGAAUACGAGGCGCUGAUGCUGGGUCUAAUAACUUCCCGAAAGAAGGGCUUCCGCAAGUUGAAAAUUUGGGGCGACUCCAAGUUAGUUGUCAAGCAAACGAUGUGUGAUUUCGCCUUGAAGGAGCCUCUGUUAGCCCCAUACCGCACUAUAGUUCAAAAGUUGCUCACGCAGUUUGAUGAUAUCCAAAUCCAGUAUACCCCUCGAACAUAUAACCGUUUCCCCGAUGCCUUGGCUACACUAGGGGCAAAGAUGGAGAUACCAGAUGAUAGUAUAGCCAUCGUCAUCGAGAAAAGAACAACACCAGCAGUGCUAGUCGAAGAACAUACAGAGCAAAAUGCUAAGGGAUGGAAAACAGAUAUAAUCCAGCAGUUAAAAACAGGCCAAGGAACAAUCAGACCAGCAGAACUUGCAUCAUUCCUCCUUCUCAAGAGGAGAGUUGUACUUUCGCAGUCCCAACAACUUACUGGCAAGAAGCGUCGGUAG